Molecule: messenger RNA, 2124 nt
Organism: Musa acuminata subsp. malaccensis (wild Malaysian banana)
Lineage: Eukaryota; Viridiplantae; Streptophyta; Magnoliopsida; Zingiberales; Musaceae
Product: conserved oligomeric Golgi complex subunit 8
Biological process (GO): intra-Golgi vesicle-mediated transport
Cellular component (GO): COG complex
Source: RefSeq, a predicted model, not a curated record
UGGAGCGACUUCCUCGACUCGCCUCUCUGCGUAUAGGAGAUGAGGGGUAUUGAGUGAGUGGGAAAGAAUAGAUCUGGAAACGCAGAUCGUUUCCGAUUGAGCCCAGCUCUUCCUGUCCGUCACCAUGGAAACCGAGACGAGGAGCCCGAUCGUCGGCGGAGGAGAUGGACAAGAGGAGGUGACGGCGGCGUCGGCGCUUCGCCUCCUCCCCUUCGCCGGGGCCGCACAACAGCACUACGUCUCCGAGCUCCUCUCCUUUACCCUCGAUCGCCUUCACAAGGAGCCGGAGCUUUUGCGCGUCGAUGCGGAGCGUAUCCGGAGGCAGAUGCAGGAGGUGGCCGUGGGAAACUACCGCGCUUUUAUUGCCGCGGCGGAUGCUGUCUCUGUCAUCAAGGAACAACUCUCCGGCUUCGAUAAACACCUUGAUUCUUUGAUAACAGAGAUACCAAGUCUCACUGCUGGUUGUACAGAGUUUAUUGAAUCUGCUCAGCAAAUUUUGGAGGAAAGGAAGCUCAAUCAGACAUUGCUGGCCAAUCACACUACUCUGCUUGAUUUGCUUGAAAUUCCUCAGCUAAUGGAUACAUGUAUAAGGAAUGGUAAUUAUGAUGAGGCUCUUGACCUAGAAGCUUUUGUCAACAAGCUGUCAAAAAUGCAUGCUGAGUUACCUGUCAUUCAGGCAUUGGCAGCAGAAGUCCGGAAGACAACACAAUCUCUACUAUCUCAACUUCUACAGAAACUUCGAACCAACAUCCAGUUACCUGAAUGCUUGCGCAUUGUUGCACAUCUGCGACGAAUAGGAGUAUUUACUGAAUCUGAGUUACGUUUACAGUUUUUGAGGUGUAGAGAGACAUGGCUUUCAGGCAUUCUUGAUGACUUGGACCAGAGAAAUGUCUAUGAGUACUUGAAAGGAAUGGUGAAUUGCCACAGGAUGCAUCUAUUUGAUGUUGUUAACCAAUACCGUGCUAUAUUCAACAAUGAUAAAUCUGGGAGUGAGGAGAACUAUGAUGGUGGGCUUCUUUUCAGCUGGGCUAUGCAUCAAAUAAAAAGUCACCUUAGCACACUCGAAGCCAUGCUUCCAAAAAUUACUGAAGGAGGUUCAAUGUCGAAUAUUCUUGACCAAUGCAUGUACUGUGCAAUGGGUCUUGGCUUGGUUGGACUUGAUUUCAGAGGCUUGCUGCCUCCACUUUUUGAGGGUGCAGUUAUCAACUUAUUUUCAAAGAAUAUGAGAACUGCUGUUGAGAAUUUCCAGAUUGUCUUAGAUUCACAUCGUUGGGUUCCUUUGCCAUCUGUUGGUUUUGCCACUAAUGGAGCAAUGGAUGAAGGCAAGGAUGAUGUAUCACCACCUUCAGUCCUGAUGGAGCAUCCACCUGUUGCUGUGUUUGUUAAUGGUGUUUCAGCUGCUAUGAAUGAAUUACGACCAUGUGCUCCGGUGAGCUUGAAGUACAAUCUGGCUCAGGAGGUUGUGAAGGGCCUACAAGCUGUUUCCGACUCCUUGGUGAGAUACAAUGCCAUGCGAGUCCUCCGAAGAAAUGAGUCUACCCUCUUUCUGUCACUGUGUCAAGCUUUCAUCGAGGUAGCUUACCCGUAUUGUGCAACUUGCUUUGGCCGAUGCUAUCCAAAUGGAGCAACCUUGAUCAUGGAACACAGAGGCAUGUUGGAUGGUGUCAGCCAGUUAUUAGCAGCGGUCCCACCGAUGAAAGGAUCAAGAAAUUCUUUGGACAGCAAGGAAGAGAAGCAUCCAACAGAUGGCGGUGGUGCUACAAUGGCCGAGAAUGGGGCUUCGGUUAAUGAUGAAGAACCAGGGAGUGAUAAUCGUACUGAUGAUAAAAGCAGCACUGGCAUAGUGCCAACAGAUAUGGAUAUGGAUGACAAAUAAAGUCCGACAAAUGCUCCAUCAGCAUGGUUGUCGUGAUUAAAUGGCAUUUUGCCCAAGUUUUACUUGGCAGCAGCUACCAUUAUAUUGUAUCAGUACAAGUUGUCUACACAUGGUGGUUGACGAGGGUGAGUUUUAACUUUGUGUUUUGAGGCUAUAUCGACACCAAGUACGACUGCCAUUCUUCCGUGUAGUGCUCGCGUACUCUGGAGGAGGAGAAUAAAGAUCAUUUGCGGGUGUGUUUCUGUCGA